GAUUCUUAGUUUAAUUCUUUACUCUGAGUAGUUACAGUAAUAAAAACAAUGUAGACGACGGAACUUUUAGACAAAAAACAUAAGUUGCUGGAGAAACUCUGGCAGCGUCUGUGGAAAGACAAACAGAGAUAAACAUAUUCCAGAAAUGAAUCUCUGUGGACUGGAAACAUUAACUCUGUUUUCUCCCCACAGAUGCUGCCCACUGCUAUGUUUUUCAGCAUUUUUUUAAAUUUCAGAUUUCCAGCGUCCGCAAUAUUUUGCUUUUAUUUUCGUGCCUUAUUUCUGUCUUCUUCAUGGACAGGUUAUGCUCCCACUCUGCAAAUGAUUGUUGAUUUCCCAUCUACUGUUAUGUCAUCUUCCUAAUUGGUUAUUUCGCUCUGCCUGUCCCCAAAAUUUGUAUUAGUCAAUUCUAAUAUUGCUGAUUGUAAGAUAUAAGGAAUGAUUGUGUAGUAGUCAAUAAUGGCUGUGGUUCAAUCAUUUAAUUUUGGGAUACUACCCAGCCAGGACCACCAUUGAAUUGUUGUCUGACAUGCAGAAUAUAGCUGAAUUCCAUUUCUGAAAUGCCAUUGUGAUUGUCAUGCCAGUUGCUCUGGUAAAUGUGAAGCAAGCAGGGCUGCCCAAUGAACAAGAUGAUUUUGACACAUGAACUAGAACUCUUUCCAGGAUGCACUGUGACUCUUCUGUUGUUUAAAGAUGUUAAAAAUGCUGCUGAACUUCGAAAGAAAGCUGUGGAAGGAACUAUAGAUGGAGCUUUGAUAAAUGCAUCCAUGAUAGUUGAUCCAUUUCAGAUACUUGUGGCAGUCAACAAAGCUGUUCAUUUACACAAACUGGCCAAAAUGAAGACAAGAGGCCUUUAUUCUGAAAUCAUAUUUAAUCUCUCUCCAACUAAUAACAUUUCAGAUGCGUUCAGAAAAUUUGGGAUUUCAGAUAAUGACUCAGCUGUUCUCAUUGUUCUGGUGGAUGAUGGAGAGAAAAAAUCUGAUUUAGAAGGUGUUUUAAGGCAAGUGGACGGGCAACAAAUCCAUGUCCAGGAUCUUUCAGCAAUAGCGGAUGUGACCGAAAUUAAAAAGAUUUACAAGGUGUCUCCCCCUGAGGAAAAAGUUGGCAAUUUGUUGGAUGCAAUUAUUUGUCGAAUGUCAGUGAAAGAUAUUCUUUGACAGAAGAAACCCUGUUACUUUAAAUGAACUCUUCAACUAUUUUUUUUCUGAAGGUGAAACCGGAGAGCAGCAGCAUACAAACUGGGAUGCAUUGCCUCCAAUUUUAUAUGCAAUCGAACUAGGAGUCAAAGUCCUCUUCUUCACUAACCACUGCAACCCAUACAGAAAGCCCACUGUUAUUGUAUCAAGGUCAACUGUAUUUUUAAAUAAUAAAUGCUGACUUCGUAAACAACUGCCUGUGCUUGAAUAAAGAUCCUGGAAAUGCCUGCAUUUCUUGUUGAUGUACACUUC
This is a messenger RNA of Rhincodon typus (whale shark), 1448 nucleotides long. It is a transcript of the gene tprkb, whose product is annotated as Tp53rk binding protein. The coding region runs from base 621 to 1157 and encodes 178 amino acids. Gene Ontology annotation, biological process: telomere maintenance via recombination; tRNA threonylcarbamoyladenosine modification. The record is from RefSeq and is a predicted model, not a curated record. Lineage: Eukaryota; Metazoa; Chordata; Chondrichthyes; Orectolobiformes; Rhincodontidae. The transcript is spliced from 5 exons. Gene Ontology annotation, cellular component: EKC/KEOPS complex; cytosol; nucleus.